CUUUACAAGAGCAACGUGACAUCUCAUAAAAACGUUUUUUUUUUUUAUUUGAUAUUCAAAACCGCGAUGUCGAAUUUUAUUUUCUACAAAAACGCGGUAUUUUAAAAGUGAAUGUUCGAGGAGCUAUGAGUGAAAGAGACGACAUGACCGUGGCAAAUGGCGUUAUCACGUUGUCUCUUUCGGUGUGGCGCACGACUUCGACAACGCGACGCGUUAGUUUGCCCCGCACGCGCAACGAGUGAAGUGCUCCUGCUUUUCACAAAAAACGUGGCAUCACGAGUAUACCACGUUUUUAGUGCAAAGAUGGCAUCACGAUCUAGGAUGUUAGUUCAAUUAGCUACAGGUGUUAAAAAUAAUUUAAGUGUACAACAAAGUGAUUCAAACUCUCAGAUAGAUACUUUAACACAAGAUGAGAAUGAAAAUGCCAAAAGCUCGACCAAUACAUUGCAGACAUCAACAGAAGACAAAGACAUCGCAUUAGAUUCCAUCCGACCUCGUAGUAAUUCGACUAGUAGCAGCGGUUCCUCUAGUUCUAGCAGUUCUUCGAGUUCUAGCAGUUCUUCAAGCAGUGGCCCAUCUGUGUAUCAAGGUAAGUUAAUUUAUAUCCCACUUUUCUCACAAAAUUCGAGGGUAAUUGAUCAAAUCAAUACCACACCACUACACUUCAAGAAUUUUGAUUGCAUUUAUAACGUUUCAGACAGCGACGACUCAGUAAAGGAUCCUGAUUAUGAAGCCCAACCAAAAAAACGUGCUGAGUAUUCUUCUGAUACUGACGUGGAACAAAAUAUCACUACUAACUAUAUAAACAUUUCGGAUGAUCAACAUUUGGUAACAUCUAAUAUAGUUUCAACAAACAUUGAAAACUCCGAGGAACCACUUUCGUCUACAAACGAACAUGCUAUGGUAUCCUACGAUCUCGGUGUCAUAGAGAACAGUGAAUCUUCUGCGAUUGAAAACGUAAGUAAUGGAAAUGCUGUAGGUCUAAUAGUGUAUAAUUCUAGUCCAACUAAAACUGGUAAAAAAAGAAGACUAAAUGUAGCAAACUGGAAAGUCAAUGUAGCUAAACGACUGAGAAAUAGUGGGAAGCCUUAUCAAUCUACCAAAUCAAAAAAAAACAUGCCAAGUCGUGAAUUGAAACCUUCUUGUAAAGAUAAAUGUAAAUUUAAAUGUGGGUUUAAAUUUACAGAGGAGCAAAGACAGACCAUUUUAAAUGAUUAUUGGAGCUUAGGUGCAAUAGAAAAACAAUGGACGUUUAUUGCUAAUAGCGUAGACAUAGUCAUCCCAAAACAACGUUACGUUAAAGUUGAUUCGGAUGGAAAUGUUGCAACUAUUCGAAACAACAACAACGCUUUCUUUUUGACGAUUUCUGGUGAAAAAACAAGAGUUUGUAAAUUGUUUUUCAAAAAUACUUUGGGGAUUAAUAAUCGACCCAUAGAGACUGCUUUGAAAAAGAAAAAUAGCAACACUAAUAUUUCUUCCAUGAAAGAUAACCGAGGUACUCAUUCAAACCAUUAUGCAGUGGACGAAAGCAUUAAAAAUGGCAUCAAAUUGUUUAUUGAGUCUAUACCGAAGAUUGAGUCACAUUAUAUCCGGGCUAACUCAAAACGAAAUUAUAUUGAUGGUAGCAAAGCUGUCACAGAUCUUCAUAGAGAUUAUGUAGAAAAAUGCAAAUCCCAAAACGUCCCCUAUGGAACCUACAUUACAUUUUAUCGUAUUUUCACACAAGAUUUUAACAUUUCGUUUUUCACUCCUAAAAAGGAUUUAUGCGAUAUUUGCGAAGCCUAUAAAAACAUCACAGAUGAAGAGAAACAAUCUAAGAAACAAGAUUAUGAAUUACAUCUUAAGGAAAAGAAUUUGUCUCGUAUUGAAAAAGAAAAAGAUAAGAACAACAAAAAUAUUUUAGUAGCGGUCUAUGAUCUUCAAGCAGUGUUCCAAUGCCCCAAAGGAGACAUCUCAGUUUUUUACUACAAGUGCAAACUAAAUGUACUUAAUUUAACAAUUUAUAACUUACAAAAUAAUUUAGUUGAGAGUUAUGUAUGGGAUGAGUCUAACGCCAAUAGAGGUGUCAACGAAAUAGCUACCUGUGUUUACAAAUACCUGGAGAAAAUUUCGGCAACGGCUGAAGACCUCGAUGUUGUCUUUUAUUCAGACAAUUGUGCCGGACAGCAAAAAAAUAAGUUCAUGAUCUCAAUGUACACUUACGCAGUCAAAACUCUGCCAAAUCUCAGAUCAAUUACACACAAAUACCUCGUUAAAGGACAUACGCAGAACGAGGGCGAUUCAGCUCACUCUCAAAUAGAGAGAGAAGUUAAAAGGCAAUUGAGAUCAGGACCAAUGUAUACACCUGACGCAUUUAUCGGGGCUAUAAAGGCGGCACGGAAAAAAAGCGAGCCAUUUCAUGUUAAUGAAAUGUGCUUCGAUGAUUUUUUUGAUUGGAAAAGUAUAUGCACUCAAAUGAACUUUGCAAUAAUGAAAGAUGAAGACAAUAAUCCUGUGAAACUGGCUGGACUGAAGAUGAUAAAAGUUCAAAGCUCUGAUCCCGAUGCCAUAUUUUUCAAAGAAUCGUACGCUGACGAAUUAUUUAAGAAAGCUAUAGUGGUGAAAAAAAAGAGAAAUCAUAAUAGUCAAAGCAUUAAUUUAGAUUUGCAAAAGGCCUAUCUUCAAAAACCUGGACAAGCAGAGCGAAAAAAAGCUGAUCUCAUGGAUUUGGUCAAUAAAAACCUCAUUCCUAGAUACCACAAGCCAUUUUACGAAUCGUUGUAAUAAGACUGAUUAAGUACAAAGAUUUUUUGAAUUGUAUUUUUUAGAAAUAUUUAAUUGCUACAUUCAAAAUGAUAGUGUUUUUAUUAGUAUUAAGAGAAUUUGUGAUUCUAUGUUUAUGAAGGGUGAUAGCAAUGUUCCUAUUUUGAAUUUCUAAGUACUAUAAAACUGGGUGCCAUAAUUGUGUUAGAACUUAGAAGACGUUAAUUACCAUUAGAUAACUUUAAGUACAGUUAUCUUUUUGAUUUUUUAUUUGUAUGAAAGUAAUUUUUUAGUUACCUUAUAAUUUUAAUUAAAGCUAGUACUAAGUACUAUGUGAUUGAUUGAUCUCUUGUUGAUUAUUGUGCCUUAAACUAAUUUUAUGGUGUAAGUAAGCCAUUGUUUUCGUAAAUUUGAUUUUUUUUAAAUACAAGAUUUUUAUUUUGAUAGUGUGUUUUAUUCAACUUAUCACACAGCGUUACACCUAAAUUUAACACCUUCAAUGUGAUACAUCAAUAUGUUACAAGCAUUUUUUGUCAUAUUUUCAUUAAAAACGUGACAUGUGUGUCUGUGUUUUUUUAAAU
This is a messenger RNA of Trichoplusia ni (cabbage looper), 3323 nucleotides long. RefSeq lists its product as uncharacterized. Lineage: Eukaryota; Metazoa; Arthropoda; Insecta; Lepidoptera; Noctuidae. The coding region runs from base 157 to 2763 and encodes 868 amino acids. The transcript is spliced from 3 exons. The record is from RefSeq and is a predicted model, not a curated record.